Molecule: messenger RNA, 807 nt
Organism: Coregonus clupeaformis (lake whitefish)
Lineage: Eukaryota; Metazoa; Chordata; Actinopteri; Salmoniformes; Salmonidae
Product: teneurin-2-like
Exons: 2
Coding region: 448-807 (119 amino acids)
Biological process (GO): signal transduction
Cellular component (GO): membrane
Source: RefSeq, a predicted model, not a curated record
GUGCGUGCGUUUGUGUUUGUGUGUAUCGCAUCUUGUGUAGAGACGUGCGGUAGAAAUACAACGCUCCGUUUGUUUGAAUCUGUAGCAUCUAGUGUUUUCUGAUUCGAAAGAGAGGAAAAUAACCUGCUGGAUUGUAUGAUCCAUUUUGAUUAUCGAUUUUCCCAGAAUUCAUAAACCUAUUUUUCUCUCUCUCCUCUCAGCGUCAGCCUGCCUAUAUUUGUGAGGGGUGGGGGUUCAAAGUAUAUUUUCGAGGGAGAACUCAAAAAAAAGUGUAGGUUCUUACGUUAGAGUGGAGGAAAAGUUUCCGUUGGAAAGGAUUAUGAAGAGCGAGCCGCGCGGCUGAGAGACAGGUGACUGAAGACGAGUCUGACUGCUACAAUCCUCUAGGAGGCCUCUGAAUCUCCCUCCUCCCCGUCACGCUAUCCCCCUUCCUCCCCCUCUCCCAGCAUGGAUCUAAAGGACCGUCGGGGGCAGCAGCAGCACCAGCAGCGCUCCCUGACCAGGGCUCGGUGUGGUAAAGACCCCCAGUACAUCGCAUCUUCCCUGGACACAGAGGAGUGCCGCGUGCCCACCCAGAAGUCCUACAGCUCCAGUGAGACACUCAAGGCCUUCGACCACCACGACCAGAGGCUGGUCUACGGGGGCUGCACUGUGGCUGAUCUAGUGCACCACAAGGCGGAUGAGUACAACAGGCAAGGUGGGUGUCUGGACCAGGCCUCCAUGAGGUCUGGAUGGUUCCUCCCCAUGUGUCUGGACUGGGCCUCCAUGGAUGGGUAUGGUUGCUCCCCAUGUACCGAACAUGCAUAG